This is a messenger RNA of Argentina anserina (silverweed cinquefoil), 1002 nucleotides long. RefSeq lists its product as uncharacterized. Gene Ontology annotation, molecular function: protein binding. The transcript has a single exon. The coding region runs from base 53 to 934 and encodes 293 amino acids. The record is from RefSeq and is a predicted model, not a curated record. NCBI's taxonomy places the organism in Eukaryota, Viridiplantae, Streptophyta, Magnoliopsida, Rosales, Rosaceae.
CCCUUAUCCUACGCGCACUCCUCUGUGACCUUUUGUCCUCUUCUUCACUCUCAUGGCAGCUGAGCUACAGCCACUGGAAGCCACUAUUCCCGCCGGCCCAACCACCACCUCCACGUCGACACCUUCACUUCAUAUAACAACCCCGCCGACGGCCUCAAUUCCAACCACAACAGCACCACCACUACCACCAACAACGGCUCUACACACCGCUGAAAAUCCAGGCCCGCAGCAAUUGGGCCAGAAACGGCAGCGCCGGCCGAGCGUCCGGUUAGGUGAGAUCGGCGAUCAGCCCGCCGCCACCGUCUCAAUCGACUCACACAUGCGGCGGGCUAGGUACCCCUGGAAGCUCCCGAAGGACUCCACCAAAUCCGUCAAGGCCAGGUCGAUAACGCACCUCGUCAACGGCCACGACUCGACGGAGAUAGACGACCGGAACCAGAAUGGUGACGGCGGAUUCGAGUUCGGCAGCCGGAAGAUCAAAUCGAAGCGAGCGGCGACGACGAAGAGAGUCCGGUCGAAUUGGAUAGCGAAUUCGAAGAUCGACGAGGGAGGGGAUAGCCGUGACGACGGGGAGGGGUGGAUGAGCGCAGAUCCCGAUAGGGAAAGUCCGGUGAGGGACGAGAGUCCGGUGCAGUCGGCGGAGGAGAACGAGGGGCAUAAUAACUGGAGAGUUGGGGGAAAUUGGGGGAGGGGAUCGGAGAGUAGGGAAAACGACGCCGUAGAGAUGCCGGAGUCGAAUUGGAGCGGAGUGAGGACGUGGCUGAUUGAAUUGGGGUUGAGUCGGUAUACACCGGUGUUUGAGAUACAUGAGGUGGAUGACGAAGUGUUGCCGAUGCUGACGUUGGAGGAUCUUAAGGAUAUGGGGAUCAACGCCGUCGGGUCACGGCGGAAAAUGUACAGUGCUAUCCAGAAGCUUCGGAAAGGGUUCUCGUGAGUGUUAGCUUUCCUGCUCUCAUUUUUUGUUCUUUUUUUGCUGUGUUUUUUUUUUGUUGUUGUUUAGAG